AUGUCGACAACGCCGGCGCCGGCGACGGCGUCCGCGCUUCCAAAGUCAGGGGCGGUAUCCAAGGGCUACAACUUCGCAUCCACUUGGGAGCAGAACGCGCCGCUCACGGAGCAGCAGAAGGCCGCGAUCGCCGCGCUCUCCCACGCCGUGGCGGAGCGGCCAUUCCCGCCCAACCUGGAUAAGAGUUCAGGGAAGGAUGGAGGUGUGGCUGUUCCAGAGAAAGAAUCUGCUUUAGAGGAGGCUGGUGCAAUGGAUGCAGUCUUGGUGAAUACACAUCAGUUCUACAAGUGGUUUGCAGAACUGGAGUCAGCUAUGAAAUCUGAGACUGAGGAGAAGUAUCGACUCUAUGAGAAUACAUUACAGGAGCGUGUCAACACAUGUGACGGUAUCCUUAAGCAAGUUGAUGAUACAUUGAACUUAUUUGAAGAACUGCAGUCUUUGCACUCAAGCGUUGCCACGAAGACAAAAACUUUGCAUGAUGCUUGCGACCAACUUUUGGUUGAGAAACAAAGGCUGAUUGAGUUUGCAGAGGCACUUCGAAGCAGGCUCAACUACUUUGACGAAUUGGAAAAUGUCUCAAGCAGCUUUUAUUCUCAAAAUAUAAACAUUGGAAACGAACAGUUUCUUCCACUGUUGAAGCGCCUUGAUGACUGUAUCUCGUAUGUUGAAAACAACCCACAAUAUGCUGAAUCUGCUGUUUACUUGGUCAAGUUUCGCCAACUUCAAUCUCGUGCACUGGGUAUGAUUCGCUCACAUGUGUUGUCAAUACUUAAAGGUGCUUCAUCCCAGGUUCAAGCUGCAAUUCGAAGCAGUGAUUCUGGCAAAAACAUUGUCACAGAGGGUGUGGAGGCAUCUCUUAUCUAUGUUCGCUUCAAGGCGGCUGCUAGCGAGCUAAAACCAAUAUUAGGUGAAAUUGAAAGUAGAUCUUCAAGGAAGGAGUACGCACAGAUUCUUUCCGAGUGUCACAGUUUGUUCUGUGAGCAGCGGCUGUACUUGGUACGAGGCAUGAUGCAGCAACGGAUCUCGGAGUUUGCAAGAAAAGAGGCCUUGCCUUCGUUGACAAGGUCUGGCUGUGCCUAUCUGAUGGAGGCAUGCCAGUUUGAGCACCAGCUUUUUGCUCACUUCUUCCCAUCAUCUGCUUCAGAUGUUUCAAGUAUGGCUCCUUUAAUGGACCCCCUGUGCACCUACUUGUAUGAUACUCUGAGGCCUAGACUGAUAUAUGAAGGAAAUAUUGAUUCUCUCUGCGAACUUGUUGAUAUUCUGAAAGUUGAAGUGCUGGGGGAACAACUAAGUAGACGCGGUGAAUCAGUAGCUGGUCUCCGUCCAAUAUUGCAAAGGAUACUUGCAGAUGUUCAUGAGCGGCUAGCAUUUUGUGCUCGGACUCAUAUCCGCGAAGAGAUUGCAAAUUUCCGCCCUUCUGACGAAGAUCUGGAUUAUCCUGGGAAACUUGAACGAUCUGUGGGUACAUCUUCAAGUGCUACUGUUGGUGACAACUCGGACAUAUAUGUAACAUGGUACAGACCAUUGGAGAAAACAGUUUCAUGCCUAUCAAAGCUAUAUCGCUGCUUAGAGCCAUCUGUCUUCACUGGAUUAGCCCAGGAAGCUGUAGAAGUUUGCUCAACAUCUCUUCAGAGUGCAAGCAAGGUCAUCUCAAAGAAAGGUACCCAUAUGGAUGGCCAGCUUUUUCUGAUUAAGCACCUCCUCAUUCUACGGGAACAGAUUGCUCCAUUUGAUAUUGAGUUCUCUGUCACACAUAAGGAAUUGGAUUUCUCCCAUUUAUUGGAUCACCUAAGAAGGAUUCUCAGGGGUCAGGUCUCGUUAUUUGAUUGGUCAAGGUCAACAUCACUAGCUAGGACCUUUUCUCCUCGUGUUUUGGAGAACCAAAUUGAUGCCAGAAAAGAGUUGGAGAAAAGCCUUAAAGCUACCUGUGAAGAGUUUAUAAUGUCCAUAACUAAAUUAGUAGUGGACCCAAUGCUUUCUUUUGUUACUAAGGUAACUGCCGUCAAAGUUGCAUUGUCCUCUGGUAGCCAGGGUCAGAAAUUAGAUUCAGUUCUAGCAAAACCCUUGAAGACUCAAGCUUUUGCUUCUCCUGAUAAAGUUGCUGAGCUGGUUCAGAAGGUUGCCGCUGCCAUUCAACAAGAUUUGCCCAAAGUAAUGACCAAGAUGAGGUUGUAUUUGCAAAAUCCAUCUACUCGGAUGAUCUUAUUCAAACCUAUCAAGACAAAUAUAGUUGAGGCUCAUAUACAGCUGCAGUCCCUUCUGAAGUCAGAAUACUCCACUGAAGAAAUGCAAUCAAUUGGUACGUUGCCGAUACCUGAUCUGCAGUCUCAGCUUGACAGCCUUUUGUAG
Messenger RNA from Miscanthus lutarioriparius, 2349 nucleotides. NCBI's taxonomy places the organism in Eukaryota, Viridiplantae, Streptophyta, Magnoliopsida, Poales, Poaceae. The record is from the annotation of a GenBank genome assembly.